CUCGUAGGAGAAGCCAAGGGGGAAGUUGGAGAGCAGCUCGGUUUCUUCGCAGGGUAGGGCAGGGCAGGGCAGGGCAGGGAUGGCUCGGCCGCCGGCCCGCUCGGAUCUUCGUAGCGGCAGAAAGGAAAAGGGACUCCAGCGGUUGGUCCCGGCGCCGGGGAGCAGUAGGUGAAAAGGACUCAGGAACAAGAAUAAGAGCAGAGCUGAGUUGGGUUCCAGUGUGAUGUGUGGCCUGCGCAGCUGUGGCACUCUUCUCCCGGGGAAGAAAGGCAGCUGAGACUUGCUGGUGGACAUGGCAGGCUGGUUCAAGACAUUGCUGCAGAAACCCAAGAAGCCAGACGCCUCAAAUGGUAUUCCUGGGUGUUCUCCUUCCUCGCCUUCACCUCCCGUGCAGAAAAGUCCUAGUUCGCUUCCUCGGAGCUUGACCAGCAGCCCCAAACUGGGUUCCUCUAUCACCCGGAUUGUGAGCAAUUCUGACAGUGCCCGAUGGAGCAAGUUAUACGAUGUCUGCAUUUGUCACAGCGAGGGCGACCUUGAGUUUGUGGAAGAGCUGGUGGCCUACUUGGAGAAGCAGCCCGAAUGUUUCCGUUGCUUUCUUCAGCUGCGGGACUCUGUUCCAGGUGGGGCUGUGGUGACAGAGCUGUGCAACGCCGUCCAGAACAGCCAUUGUUGGGUGCUGUUGAUCACACCCAACUUCCUAAAGGAUCCUUGGUGUUGCUAUCAGAUGCACCACGCCUUGACCGAGGCACCCAUGGCAAAUGGGCGUACCAUCCCUGUGCUGAAGGAUAUAGACCGCAAGGAUUACCCCAGGGAACUCCGAUGCAUUUACUACAUCAGCGUGGUGCUCCAGGAGAACAGUUUCCGACAAAUCAAAGAGACGAUCCUGCGUUAUCUCCUGGACUUUUGUCAAAAAACAAGAAGCAAAGACUAACUGCACUUUUGGAUG
This is a messenger RNA of Pseudonaja textilis, 946 nucleotides long. RefSeq names its product TIR domain containing adaptor protein (gene TIRAP). Gene Ontology annotation, molecular function: Toll-like receptor 2 binding; Toll-like receptor 4 binding. NCBI's taxonomy places the organism in Eukaryota, Metazoa, Chordata, Lepidosauria, Squamata, Elapidae. Gene Ontology annotation, biological process: positive regulation of chemokine (C-X-C motif) ligand 2 production; positive regulation of canonical NF-kappaB signal transduction; toll-like receptor 4 signaling pathway. The record is from RefSeq and is a predicted model, not a curated record. Gene Ontology annotation, cellular component: cytoplasm; plasma membrane.